Pyricularia pennisetigena is the source of this 927-nucleotide messenger RNA. RefSeq lists its product as uncharacterized. NCBI's taxonomy places the organism in Eukaryota, Fungi, Ascomycota, Sordariomycetes, Magnaporthales, Pyriculariaceae. The record is from RefSeq and is a predicted model, not a curated record. The transcript has 2 exons. Bases 1 to 927 code for a protein of 308 amino acids. Gene Ontology annotation, molecular function: oxidoreductase activity.
AUGUCCGCCGCAACUAGCGCCGCGCAUAAUCAUGCCUCGAGCAUAAAUGCCAGCAUAUUCUCCGCCACCGGAAUGGUCGCCCUUGUGACUGGUGGCGGUACGGGUAUCGGUUUCAUGAUGGCAAAGGCCCUUGCGCAAGCCGGGGCACACCGUGUCUACAUCCUCGGCCGUCGGACCGAAGUUCUCAAGGAAGCGGCAGCAUCCAUCAAUCGUCCUGGCGUCGUGGUGCCAAUAACGGCCGAUGUGACGUCCAAAGCGUCCCUCGCUGAAGCUGUCAAGGCCGUUGAGAGGGAUACGGGCCACCUGAACCUCCUGAUCUGCAAUUCUGGCAUUGGGGGUCCUCCAUCGGAGCCGCAGAUCACCCCGCAUACGACCAUUGAACAGUGGAGGAAUCAGCAACUCUCAGCGGACCCGGCUGACUGGAACCAGACGUUCAAUGUGAACGUAACGAGCGUGUGGUUCACAACAAUGGCUUUCCUACUGCUCCUUGAUUCGGGUAAUAAAAGAGGAAACAUUGCGCAGUCAUCACAGGUCGUCGUGACGAGCUCCGUGGCUGCCUUUAACCGAAAGGCACCAGGCGGCUGGGCGUAUGGACAGUCAAAAGCUGCCGUCACUCACAUGGUGAAGCAGCUCGCAGUUGCUCUCCCGCAAUGGAACAUUAGGGUCAACUGCAUCGCCCCUGGAUUGUUCCCUAGUGAAAUGUCGACACAUUGGGUUCAAAGCGCCAAGCAAGGCGAUCCGACAUGGGAUGAAAGCAAACCGCUCCCGGUUGGGCGCGACAACGUACCUCUCGGUCGCAUGGGCAGUAGUGACGAGAUGGGUGGCACGAUAUUAUAUCUGGCGUCGAGGGCUGGUGCGUAUCUUAACGGAAACAUUACGUUGAUUGAUGGAGGUCGGCUGGGAACAUUCCCUGCAACUGGGUAUUGA